UCUCACCAAUCGUGCAAACAUGAAGUACUUGGUGUUUGUCCUCCUGGUGGCUGCCGCUUGCGCUUCUGAGGUGAAGCGAGAGGCGGCGCCAAGCACAGGCUACCUUUAUCAUCCUCAUGGUAGCCACCACAGCGGCCACUCCCAUGACGGUGGCUACCGUCCACUUCACAAGAGGUCCGCUGAGGCAGAGGCCGACCCCUCUAACCUUUACUAUCCUGGAUAUCCCCGCAACUACCAGUACAGCUACCCAUCAUACCACCACCACAAGAGAUCUGCUGACCCCGCAGCCGAGACUGAACCCAGCUACAGGCCCACCUCAUACCACCACCACUCCUACACCCCUUACCAACACACCUAUACUCCCUACGUGAACCACCCUCAUAAGAGGUCAGCCGAGCCCUCUACCAUCUACCAGCACCACACCCCCUACAACCCCUACGUACACCAUCCUCACAAGAGGUCUGCCGAACCAUCUACCAUCUACACUCACUACAACCGCCACCACACCCCAUAUGUAUACCGACCGCAUAAGAGGUCUGCCGAAGCCAACCCUAGCUACCAUCACGCCUACAACCCCUCCCAUUACCAUGGAGUCAUUUCCGGUCACGACUUCCAUUACCGCUACUGAGCACCAGGAGUUUAGAUACAUAGCUUUUAG
Molecule: messenger RNA, 658 nt
Organism: Penaeus chinensis
Lineage: Eukaryota; Metazoa; Arthropoda; Malacostraca; Decapoda; Penaeidae
Product: histidine-rich glycoprotein-like
Exons: 2
Coding region: 20-628 (202 amino acids)
Source: RefSeq, a predicted model, not a curated record